Messenger RNA from Anastrepha ludens (Mexican fruit fly), 792 nucleotides. RefSeq lists its product as uncharacterized. The transcript has a single exon. The record is from RefSeq and is a predicted model, not a curated record. The coding region runs from base 1 to 792 and encodes 263 amino acids. NCBI's taxonomy places the organism in Eukaryota, Metazoa, Arthropoda, Insecta, Diptera, Tephritidae. Gene Ontology annotation, molecular function: catalytic activity.
AUGAUUAUACUUCAAGCAGAUACGCACAGGAGUAAAAACGCAGACCUGCUAAUGGAGCAGAUGGUCUUAGAAAAAGGAGUUCAAGCAGUAUUGAUAAGCGAACAAUAUCCUCAAUCCGAGAAAGCUUGGAUCGAAGACGAGUCGGGAACUGCCGUCAUCAGGCUACCUAGGGGCACAAAUUUCGUAAUAACCCCGAAAGGAUCUGGCGAUGGUGUCGUCUACGUUCAAAACAGCCAAUUCACAAUGACAAGCUGUUAUCUUACACCGAAUGACAAUAUAGAUGAAAGACGACUAAUAAUAGCGGGAGAUUUAAACUCAAAAGCAACCGAAUGGGGCUCGGCGACAACGAACUCAAGAGAUAAACGAGUGCUGGACAUGGCAGCCAGACUAGGUUUAGUGGUGCUCAACACAGGAACGACUACGUACCGAAAGCCAGGUUGCGAAGGCACAACACCCGACAUACCCCUAGCAUCGGAAAGCACAGUCACCUUUACUAAAGACUGUAGAGUCCUGGAAGACUACAAUGGGAGUGACCAUCAAUACAUCACGUUAUGCAUUGAAAUGGAAACCCAAAGAGUGCGUGAAAAUCGAAAUAAAAGUACACGCAAAUGGAACAUAAACAAGCUAAACCCAGCGACGCUCCUUGCGACUAUUGACGAAAAUAAAACGACGAUCUACACGAAUAGUACAGCAAAAACACUAGUCAAGGCAACAAUGCAAUGCAUUACGAUAGGUUGCAAUGCAUCUAUGCCUAAAAUAGAUAAGAACAAAAAAAGAAAUGCUGUACACUGA